UCAGCUGCACAAACCUACAUGCAUGGAAUCGCACGACUCGGCUUUUUUGACGAAACGGCAUUUACCUCAAAAUAUUGAUGUCGAAUGAGGAGGCAUGGAACACCCAACUUGCAUUUUGGAGGACUUGAAGCAGUUUGUCGUAAGUGACGCCCCGCCAACAGUGUAUUACAUCCCAGAUUUCAUAUCAGAAGAUGAGGAGUCCUUCCUGCUGCAACAGGUGUAUAGGUCUCCUAAAACUAAAUGGACUCAGCUGUCAGGCAGAAGGCUGCAGAACUGGGGCGGGUUACCACAUCCCAAAGGCAUGCUGGCAGAGAGGAUUCCUGACUGGCUCCACGCGUACUGUGAAAAAAUUUCCUCUCUGGGUGCGUUCAGUGGGAAAACAGCCAAUCAUGUGUUGGUAAAUGAGUAUAAUCCAGGAGAAGGGAUCAUGCCCCACGAGGACGGGCCCUUGUACCACCCUACUGUCACCACGAUCAGCCUGGGCUCUCACACCCUGCUCAACUUCUACUCACCUGUUGGCAGCCAGGAGGGCGACGUGCUGCAGACAGAGGAGAACCGCUACCUGUUCUCCCUGCUGGUGAAGCCACGUAGUCUUCUCAUCCUACAGGAUGAAAUGUACCAGCGACUCCUUCAUGGCAUUCAGGGGUGCGAACAGGACACGCUGACGGACAAGGUGGUGAACCUGUCUGCUGCCGGGGCGCUGCCAGGGGAGACACUGACCCGAGGCACCAGAGUGUCGCUGACCAUACGGCAUGUGCCCAAAGUUAUGAAGACGAAGCUCAUGCUGGGGAAGAAAUGAAAAAAAAAAAAAGACAUGAUCUUAUUGUUCCACAUUGCCACUGACCCCACAGCACCUGAUAUACAUGGGAGUCUGCUAGAGUGAUUAUGUGUCUAUGCUAAAUUAGUUUAAUCUAAAUAUCUGUGGAUUCAUGACGCUGUUAGUGGCUUUUCCAUUUGUUGUCCAAGGCAACAACGCAUCUGGGGUUGCAACUCGAAAUUAUUCCAAUUAUUGAUUAAAUGCUUGAAUGUUGUAUAAGUUUAUAGAGUCAAGCUAUCAAAUAUCUAUGUAAUAAAUAACAACAGAAGUCCAGGCCUAAUUAACAGCGCUCAGAAUGGCACCUUUAUACUUUAUACUACUCUCAUCAGCAGCCUAAAACGAUUUAUUUUGAUCAGAAAGGCAAGCAUGAGUUUGCAUCUGUGAAGCUGUUAUCACACAAGUUUCUUUUGUAUAUUUCAGUUGUAAUUAUUAAUCAAGUGUCAAAAAACAAGAAAGAUUUAUGUUGACGUAAUAAAUACUUGUUUUGCUAAUACAUACAUGAAAUAAAUCCAACAUUAUAAUUUA
Molecule: messenger RNA, 1342 nt
Organism: Stegastes partitus (bicolor damselfish)
Lineage: Eukaryota; Metazoa; Chordata; Actinopteri; Pomacentridae
Gene: alkbh6
Product: alkB homolog 6
Exons: 2
Coding region: 95-799 (234 amino acids)
Cellular component (GO): nucleus
Source: RefSeq, a predicted model, not a curated record